GUGUUGUAAGUGUCAGAGUCGAACAUUCUUCCGUUAAUCCGUUAGUUGAACAAACGUAAUGAUGAACGCACUCCCCCCUGUUUGUUUAUUGAAAAACGAGUGUGAUGGAGAGCCUAAAAGAGUUUUGAUUACCGGAUUCGGACCUUUCAAAGGCGUUCCAUACAAUCUGAGUUGGGGAGGAGUGGCGAGUAUGGAUGACAGAAAAUUUGAGGUGGAAAAUAACAUAAUAAUAUUGAGGAAAAAAAUAGGAGUACGAUAUUGUGAAGUUGAUUGUAAAAUCCCCAAGCUGUGGCGCCGCUUCCAGCCUGAAUUGGCGAUUCACGUUGGCGUACACCCCACAGCUACAACUUUUCUUUUAGAAACAAAUGCACGUAAGGGUGGGUACUUUAACCCGGACAUUAAGCAGCGAACACCACGUUCCUAUGAGGCCAAGUCUGGAGACAGUCCACAGAAAACAACCACAUUUAAUGUGAAGACAAUCUGCGAGCUAUUUAAUGAAUAUCCACCCGCACCAAAACUGAAGGCCAAAGUUUCACACGACGCUGGACAGUAUCUCUGUGAGUACAUCUACUACACAUCGCUGUGUCGAGGCCCGGCUCUAUUCGUUCACAUUCCACAACACAAGUAUACGGCAGAAGAAGUAGCUCUGGGAUUGCAACGUAUCUUAGAAUUAUGUCUUAUAAACCAACUUUCCGACGAAAUAAUGGUCUAAUAAGAAAAUCAGAGGCUUUUCAUUAUUUCUUU
This is a messenger RNA of Helicoverpa armigera (cotton bollworm), 744 nucleotides long. Its product is annotated as pyroglutamyl-peptidase 1. Lineage: Eukaryota; Metazoa; Arthropoda; Insecta; Lepidoptera; Noctuidae. The transcript is spliced from 3 exons. Gene Ontology annotation, biological process: proteolysis. Gene Ontology annotation, molecular function: pyroglutamyl-peptidase activity. Gene Ontology annotation, cellular component: cytosol. The record is from RefSeq and is a predicted model, not a curated record. Bases 59 to 712 code for a protein of 217 amino acids.